Suillus clintonianus is the source of this 1293-nucleotide messenger RNA. RefSeq names its product Phosphoglucose isomerase-domain-containing protein. NCBI's taxonomy places the organism in Eukaryota, Fungi, Basidiomycota, Agaricomycetes, Boletales, Suillaceae. The record is from RefSeq and is a predicted model, not a curated record. Gene Ontology annotation, molecular function: glucose-6-phosphate isomerase activity; carbohydrate derivative binding; oxidoreductase activity, acting on CH-OH group of donors. Gene Ontology annotation, biological process: carbohydrate derivative metabolic process; glycolytic process; gluconeogenesis. Bases 82 to 1293 code for a protein of 403 amino acids. The transcript is spliced from 11 exons.
CUAAAGCCUUGUUCAAUAAACUAGGUCCGAAAGCACAAUCUCCUGCGCCCGCCAACGCCACGCCAGCCUCACCUGUGCAUCAUGGCUGCAGACCCUCGCAUGAGUGACGGAGAGCUAGCCGCAAUCAAUGCAGCUGCAGUGACGCGGGAAUACCUGCGUCCAACCACACCUUGUGGACCGCACCACUAUGUCUACAACCAAGCUCACAACCAGAAUUUACAAAUAGGGGUUGGCAAGCGCGUUAAGCGUGUUAUCUUCGAAGAUAAGCGUGCCGUAGAUGCGGAUAAGUCAUCGAGCAUCGUGAGGGCAUCAAAGCUUGUUGUUAUCUCUGCGGGCGCUUUCGGUUCGCCGGCCAUUCUCGAGAGAUCUGGGAUCGGUGAUGCGGUUCUGAAGCGGUGCGGUAUCGAGCAAUUGGUGGACUUGCCUGGCGUUGGAGAAAAUUAUCGAGAUCACAAUGGCGCCUUUCUUCCACACUUUGCUGCUGACGAAGCUGUUACUAUGGACCCCCUCUGGCGUGGAAAGGAGAGUGCUAUACAGGAAAACCUGGCAAAUGGAAAAUCGAUGCCAAGUCACUCGUUGCCCAAACAUUUCAGUGGCAGCGAUGCAAAAAUCAAAUGGCGUCCUGACGGCGACGAGCUGGAAGCUAUGGGAUCAGCUUUUCAGCCACGAUGGAAAGAGUUCUUCCAGGACCGCCCAGACAAGGCUGUUGCAAUAUUUUGCCUUUUCGAGGGUGUUCAUAUCAAUGGCUUCUCUGAGGAGAACAACGAGGACUAUCAUUUUCUACGCGAAUCAGACUCUGCGGACUAUCAGCUUGUGCUACAAAGACUUUCCGUCUUGGCCACCACCUGGAUUCAAGUCUCUGCUAUUGACGAAGUGUCAUACGACGUCAUCGCUAAAGACCUGACAUUGAUCGGCAUCGUUGGAAUCGAAGAUCCGCUCAGGGAUGAUGCUCGAGAUCGUUCCAAGGCUUCAGGUUCUCGCCCGUCUAUUCCUGUCCCUACCUCUACCCUUUCACCGCCACGCGCGAGUAUCGAAACCCUUUCUUUUGGUAGAUUCAUCAUGGCGCCUCAAACCUGGGUACCGACGGAACCCACCUCGCUGACUCUCAGACUCUGCGAUCCCGAGCGCACCCUCUUCAUCAUCGCCUCUAAAACCUUUACCACCCAAGAGACCAUCACCAAUGCCGAAUCCGCUCGCGAUUGGUUUUUGGCGACAGCCAAGGACAAAACACACGUUGCAAAGCACUUCGUCGCCCUCAGCACGAACACAGGCUGUCACCGCGUUUGGCAUUGA